UGGUGGUAAAUAAUUGUUAUUUGGCGGGAGAUUUCUUACUCUUAUUUGGAGUGACAGAACCCCAAUUGUUGUUUCUCUAUCCUCACGACUCCACCGUGAACUUGAAAUCGUUGUGUUGCAGAAGCUCUACGCUAUUAGCAGAUGGAAGAUCCAGCUCCACCCUCCGAAGCUUCCAAUCGCCCUCGUAAGAGGGGCAGACCUCCUAAGCACGUCGCCAAGGAACCCGAUGCCGACGCCGAGAACCGCGACAGGAUCACUGAGCAAGCCGACCGAGAGAGUUCGCCCGACGAUUCCGCCGAAGCGCGCCCGAAAUCCAAGCGAAGUCGUGCUUCCGAAGGAACCUCAAGCGUCGCGUACAACGUCUCUGGUCAAACCUUGAUUGAUGCAAUCAAAGGUAAUGGCAAGUCUAUUCCUCAUGUGGUCAAGUUGUGGAUUGAACGCUACGAAGAGGAUCCGAAAGCUGCAAUGGUUGAUCUCUUGACAAUGCUGUUUGAGGCAUGUGGAGCCAAGUAUUGUGAUAAAAGUGAUCUUGUGGACGAGACUGAUGUUGAUGAUGUUGUAGUUGCUCUUGUCAAUUGUGCUAAAAGGGGUGAAGUUGAAGACUAUCAAAAUUCCAAAAAGAAAGAGAUUAAAAACUUCAAAGAGAAUCUAGAAGCAUUCUGGGAUAAUUUGGUUCGCCAAUGUCAGCAUGGCCCAUUGUUUGAUCAAGUUUUAUUUGACAAGUGCAUGGACUAUAUCAUUGCACUCUCAUGCACCCCUCCAAGAGUUUACCGUCAAGUUGCAUCCUUGAUGGGUCUUAGGCUGGUCACAUCAUACAUAACUGUUGCUAAUAUGCUCGGUGCUCAAAGAGAGACUACUCGUAGACAGUUGGAUGCUGAGAAAAAGAAAAGAACCGAGGGGCCUCGGGUGGAGUCACUAAAUAAAAGGUUUUCUGAAACUCAUGAAAGAAUAACAUUGUUGGAGGAGAUGAUGCGCAAGAUAUUUACUGGGUUAUUUGUGCAUCGCUACAGAGACAUUGACCCAAAUAUUAGAAUGUCAUGUAUUGAAUCAUUGGGUGCCUGGAUCCUGUCAUACCCAUCACUUUUCCUGCAGGAUUUGUACUUGAAAUAUCUUGGAUGGACAUUGAACGACAAAAAUGCUGGUGUAAGAAAGGCUUCUAUAAAUGCUCUGCAAAAUCUUUAUGAGGUGGACGAUAAUGUACCAACACUUGGUUUAUUUACCGAAAGAUUUUCUGUCCGGAUGAUUGAACUUGCUGAUGACAUUGAUGUUUCUGUGGCUGUUCAUGCCAUAGGUCUUGUUAAGCAACUACUAAGACAUCAACUUAUUCCUGAAGAUGACUUGGGUCCUUUGUAUGAUUUGUUGAUUGAUGACCCCCCAGAAAUUAGGCAUGCCAUUGGAGGACUAGUGUAUGAUCACUUGAUUGCUCAAAAAUUUAAUAGCUUCCAAUCAGGAUCAAAAGAUGAACCUGGUAAUACAUCUGAGGUCCAUCUGAAGAGAAUGUUGCGAAUUCUGGAGGAGUUCCCACAAGAUCCAAUUUUGAGUAUUUAUGUAAUUGAUGAUGUGUGGGAGUACAUGACUGCUAUAAAGGAUUGGAAGUGCAUUAUAUCCAUGCUCCUUGAUGAAAAUUCAUCAGUUGAGCUCUCUGACAGUGAUGCAACAAACUUGGUGCGGCUCCUGUGUGCAUCUGUGAGAAAGGCCGUGGGAGAGAGGAUUGUCCCUGCUACGGACAACAGAAAGCAAUACUACAACAAGGCCCAGAAAGAAAUAUUUGAAAAUAACAAACAGGAUAUAACUGUUGCCAUGAUGAACAGUUACCCAUUACUCUUGCGUAAGUUCAUUUCAGAUAAAGCAAAAGUGUCAUCACUGGUUGAGAUUGUUUUGUAUAUGAACCUUGAAUAUUAUUCCUUGAAAAGGCAGGAGCAGAAUUUCAAAAAUUUACUGCAGCUCAUAAAAGAAGCAUUUUUUAAGCAUGGUGACAAGGACCCUCUGAGGGCUUGUGUGAAGGCAAUUGAUUUUUGUUGCUUAGAAAGUCAAGGGGAAUUGCAAGAUUUUGCUCGGAAUAAAUUAAAGGAACUUGAGGAUGAAAUUAUUGUUAAGCUGAAAUCUGCAAUUAAAGAAGUAGUGGAUGGUGGUGAUGAAUAUUCUCUUCUUGUAAACUUGAAGAGGUUGUAUGAACUCCAACUGAAAAGAUGUGUGCCUAUCAGUAGCCUAUAUGAAGACAUUGUCAUGGUGCUACGGGAUUUUAGGAAUAUGGAGGAUGAGGUUGUUGGUUUCCUGCUUCUUAACAUGUAUUUGCAUCUAGCUUGGGGUCUACAGACUAUAGUAAAUGAAGAAGCUAUUUCUGGAGAAUCCUUAACUUCUCUUUUGUCCAAGCGUGAUACUUUGUUACAAGAACUUGAAUACUUUCUCAACUUGGCUGCUAACAAUAAGGAAGGGACUAAACAUGGAAGUGAACUUGCAUGCAGAGUAUGCAUUAUACUUGCAGAAACGUGGUUUUUAUUUAGGACAACAAAUUUCAGCAAGACAAAGCUAGAAAGAUUAGGAUAUAGGCCAGACGCAAAUAUGCUUCAGAAGUACUGGGAACUUUGUCAACAACAGCUUAAUAUUUCAGAUGAGGCAGAAGAAGAAGAUGCUAAUGAAGAGUAUGCUGUGGAGACAAAUAGAGAUGCUGUGAUGAUUGCUGCUGCAAAGCUGAUCGUGAAUGAUAUAGUUCCGAAGGAGUAUCUUGCUUCUGAGAUUAUUUCUCAUUAUGUGAUGCAUGGGACAAGUGUGGCUGAGAUUGUAAAGCAUCUGAUCACAGUUCUGAAGAAAAAAAAUGAUUUGGCUCACAUUUUUCUGGAAGCACUUAAAAGUGCAUACCACAGGCAUCCUGUCAAAAUCUCUCGAAAUGAGGAUGUUUCUUCAGAGAAAAGAUGUAAAGAUCUGGGCGAUCUGGCUGCUAAGCUUUCUGGAACAUUUAUUGGUGCUGCUCGGGUCAAACACAGGCCUGACAUUUUAAAAAUUGUCAGAGAUGGUAUUGAAUAUGCUUUUCUAGAUGCUCCAAAACAAUUGUCAUUUCUGGAAGCAGCAGUACUUCCUUUUGUGUUAAAGCUCCCUGCGGCAGAUAUAUCAGAAAUUAUGAAGGAUGUUCAACAGCGAAAAGGAAAUGUCAAUACAGAGGAAAAUCCUAGUGGCUGGCGACCCUACUACACAUUUAUUAACAACUUAGAAGAAAAAUUUGCAAAGAAUGAGGGAUUUCAAGAUGAGAAAGAAGGGGUUUCUGUUAGGCGUAGGGGCCGUCCUCGUAAAAGGCAAAACAUACCAGGAAAGAAGCUUUUUGAUGAGCAGAGUUCAAGUGAAGACGAGGAUUCCAUUAGUGCGUAUGAACAUGAUGAAGGGAGAAGACUAGAGGAGGACGAUGAAGAUGCUCCAUUGAUACAUUCAAUCAGAUCAUCAUCCAAGUUAAGGUCGCUGGGAGUUUCUAGGGAGGAAAGCCAAGUUCAGACAAAGACUGGGAAUUCUGUGAGAGCUACAGAUACUUUAUCUGCUUCUAGAACCUCAGGUAUAUUGCAUUAGCAAAUCAAGAUUUGAAUAUCAGUCUUGCUGCUAAAUACCGAGUUGAAGACGUUCAGAGCAUUUUAAAGCAAAUUUUCAUGUCUGACUUUUCAAAUGAAAUUUGCUUUUCCUGCCAAGGGGCAUCAAGCUAGUCUUCCCCAGUUGUAGUUUACUAUUAUAUGUUGGCAAUUUCUUUGACAAAUAUUAAUUACUAGACUUUGUAAGAUUAGUUUUACUUGUUUAUAAUUCAACUUGCUGAAUGUUUAUGGAGCUUGUUCUAAUCAAGGUUGACGGCCUUACUGCUGUAAAGGAAUUAGUACAGUGCCAUGCCUCUUGACGGCCAAUCUGAACUGAGAAGUUAGCGUGACAUUAUCUUCUGAUUUUAAAUAUAACCAUGGUUGUCAACGUUUGUCCGA
Molecule: messenger RNA, 3950 nt
Organism: Cajanus cajan (pigeon pea)
Lineage: Eukaryota; Viridiplantae; Streptophyta; Magnoliopsida; Fabales; Fabaceae
Gene: SCC3
Product: sister-chromatid cohesion protein 3
Biological process (GO): sister chromatid cohesion
Cellular component (GO): chromatin; cohesin complex; nucleus
Molecular function (GO): DNA binding; chromatin binding
Source: RefSeq, a predicted model, not a curated record